This is a messenger RNA of Ambispora gerdemannii, 318 nucleotides long. NCBI's taxonomy places the organism in Eukaryota, Fungi, Glomeromycota, Glomeromycetes, Archaeosporales, Ambisporaceae. The record is from the annotation of a GenBank genome assembly.
AUGGCAGUUCCAGACGCUCUUUGCACAUACCCAAAAGCAGUAAUAAAUAUUGAAGAAUUUGACGGGGAUAAGUCAAAAUACCCCGCAUGGAGAAAAAGCAUUAUUUCACUAAUAACCGCAACAUGGAGAGAAGCCUCUUAUCUUAGAAGUCACCAAGGAACCGCCCAAACUGACUAUGUAUUUACAACACUAGUAGUGUAUAAUAUUAUUGGACCAAUAUUAGAUACUGGAUUAUGGAAUGUUGUUGCAACGAGAAGACAAAUUGCUCUCAUAAUGCAAAAAUUACUGGUCGCGCAAAAAUGUGGCUCGAAGGGUUAG